Molecule: messenger RNA, 723 nt
Organism: Ascochyta rabiei
Lineage: Eukaryota; Fungi; Ascomycota; Dothideomycetes; Pleosporales; Didymellaceae
Exons: 1
Coding region: 1-723 (240 amino acids)
Source: RefSeq, a predicted model, not a curated record
AUGCAGAGGAGAGGAGUGGGAGGAGAGCGGUGCAGGGCAGGGCGGCGCAGUGCGAGGCAGAAUGACCGAGCAGCAGAAGAACCGAGCAGCAGAAUGACCGAGCAGCAGAAUGGCCGAGCAGCAGAAGAACGGAGCAGCAGAAGAACGGAGCAGCAGAAGAACGGAGCAGCAGAAGAACGGAGCAGCAGAAGAACGGAGCAGCAGAAGAACGGAGCAGCAGAAGAACGGAGCAGCAGAAGAACGGAGCAGCAGAGAAAGGGAGCAGCAGAAGAAGGGUGCGAGGCAGAGGAAGGGGUUGAGCAGCGCAGUGCGAGCCGACGAGCAGAAGACGGAGCGCGGGACGGGCAUUCAGGUGUCGAGGCGGCAGGGAGCAGGGCGCCGUGGGUGAGGGGCGCACGGCAACAGGCUGGCUGGGGGGAUCCGCCGAACUGGCUAUUCGCAGAACCGACAGGCUGGAUAGUGGGACCGCAACUAGUCCCGACGCAGGCGCGCUCCGACGGUCGUCUGCUGUCGGCGAGGGCAGUGGACAGGGACUGGGGGAGGACAGAGACGACAAGUGGGUCCUCGAUGGCUGAGGGCCUGAGGCGCGGGCGGUUCCCAGCAGCACUGCGCAGGUGGAUCCAGCCGCCUCGGGCUGCCUCUGCUCGGGGACGCAGCUGUGGGCCAGCAGACGAGGGGAGGGGAGGGGAGGGGACGAGUGACGAGUGGACGAGUGACGAGUGA